Molecule: messenger RNA, 2684 nt
Organism: Mugil cephalus (flathead mullet)
Lineage: Eukaryota; Metazoa; Chordata; Actinopteri; Mugiliformes; Mugilidae
Gene: smim14
Product: small integral membrane protein 14
Exons: 6
Coding region: 418-732 (104 amino acids)
Cellular component (GO): endoplasmic reticulum
Source: RefSeq, a predicted model, not a curated record
UAUCUUUUAAAAAUUGCCGCAACCACCCCACAAACAGCCUCGUGUUAAAGCCCACCGGUUGUUUCAGUUGGGUAAUAAACCAGAGAUAAAAGCGGUAUUGUGUGUUAUUAAAAAAUAAAAUAAAUAAAAAAUAAAAAAACAAAAACAAAUAAAGAGGGCCUUAUGAGACGGACCCGGCUGAAUCCCCGGUGUUUCCUGAACGCAGCCGCCGGACACAAGAGGAAGGGCUCGGCCAGAUCCCUGACGCGAAGCUACAGCUACAGCUAAAGCUAAAGUUCUCCUGGUUGGGCCUGACCUACAACACCAGGAGCGAGACCCGAGCAAAGCGGGACUGCAGCUGUGUAGUCCGGGCCUCCAGAGGACAACCAAACGCUUCCUGAACGUCACAAAGCCCAAGUGGAUACCGCGUGGUGAGAAAUGGCAGAGGGAGGCUUUGACCCUUGCGAGUGCAUCUGCACCCAGGAGUACGCUAUGAGGCGGCUCAUCAACCUGCUCAGGCAAUCUCAGUCCUACUGCACAGACACAGAGUGUCCUCAGGAAUUGCCAGGGCCCAGCGGACCAGCAGGAGGGGGUGACCUGACCCUCCCCAUGGUCCUGAUGGGAUGGGCAGUGGUGGCUCUGGUCCUGUUUCUGCUGCGCCCAUCUAGUCUCAGGGGCACCCGGCCCACGGGCAAACCCACCGGACCCCACGAUAGCGAUAGAAGAGAGCCCCCAGCCCCACCCAUCGACUAGCAGAGGAGCCCCACUGACACCAGUCAUCCACCGGUUCAGACUGGAGCUGCACAGUUUCUCUACAGCUGUGACCAGGACAGCGCCGUCUCCCCGUCAGCCUUCAUCUACAUAUCUUUUACUAUUUUUUUUUCUAAUACAACUACUUUGAUCCUAGAGCCCAGCUGAUCCUGGAUCAGUGAGACCAGCACAGUUACGACGAUAGAGAGGGUUAAUAAUCUUUUUUUAAUUUUUUUUUUUUUUUUUUUUUUCAUAAAAGCACAAUAUAAAUAUAGUGCCAACAUUUAUUCUGCUUCCUCUUCAGCUUUGGUUAUUACUCUGUGCUGAGGUUUUACGGUAUAUGUAGAUUAUCAUUGUUAUUAACUAUCAUCUGUAAUUUAAUCAUAGUUAAACACAGCAAAAACUAAAUCAACAGAAGACUGGAUUAUCUACUCAUAUGGGCAUGUUGAUGUAUCAUUUGGGCUCUGUGUGAUACUUCACAAAGUCUUAAAUUAGGGAGGUGUGCCGGUGUUUGGACUCGAGCGCUAUUCACGCCUGGUGUUGUUUCUUGUUUCUUGGGCGAUCCGAUCACAAGCGGACAGCUACCAGGGCAGCACCUAGACUCACACCUGGCAUCACAAUGAGCUGAUCAAUAUUUUAUGGAUGGCAAAAUAAUUUAUUUGUUGUGAGAUUGUGAAAAGAAACAAUCUUUGGUGAUAAAGUUAAAUAAAGGCCCUGGCCGCUGUUUGAGGACACAUGGUAACUGGUAAUUUGCACACAUCAGCGUUAACACGUGGUUUAAUAGCAAAAGAAAUGCAAGUUUUUGACCAAAUUACACGUAGCCUACUGAUAUUCUGUCACUUUGUUUACUUUUGAUUAGAUUUAUUUAUUAGUUUAAGUAAUUAACAUCUAUAAUGAAUAGAAAACAUCUACAGUGCUGUUUUCUCUUCAGAUGCUCUAGUGCUGAAGUCUUGUUUUCAAGUGGUCUUCUUUGUUUUGUGAUCACUUGAAAGAUGUUCAUGCUGUUCAGAGGAAGAUGUCAAAUUAAAUAAAAACAACUUAAUUUUACUCAGGCCUAAGGCACACUAAAAAAAAAAGAACGUGCUCUGGGCGUCUGGACUUCAACGCCUUCUCACGCCUUAACUUGCCGCUGCCCAACUGUGAUCUGAUCACCCAAGAGCCACGUUAAUGCCACGUUGGGAACAGGGCCUCAGUCUCUGAUCCCAGACGUAAAUAUCAGACUUGAUCUCAAAAUGAAGGAAUGUGUCACACAGUCGGGAGAAAGAGGGGAACGGUAGCAGGUAGCGGAGAAAUCCCCAUUGAGCGAUGCUGAGAAACGAAGGGUGGCUGGUUCUUGUCUCUCUGAAACAUUCCACUCUUUCCACUUUAAAGUUACAACAUUUAACAGCAAGGCCUUAGUUAAAUAGGUUAAACAUUUUCCCAAACUAGCAAAUAUCAUGGACUUCUAUGUUAACUAUGUUUUCAAGAACAUGUCUGUCCCUUUAAAUAGGUUGCUAUGGUUACUCGAGAGGACAAUACAUCUGCUACGGGUUAUGAGUCGAGAAAGGUCCAAUUGAGUGUGUGAGAAGAAUACGAAACGCUCACAAACUCAUUUAACAACAACAACAACAAAAAAAAUACAAUAAAAGCCAAUAAACUCAGCUGACUCAGUCACAAAUAAAUCUGUUUUAUCAUAUUGAGUUGAGUGUGUGUGCUGUAAUUGUUUUGUGGUUAAAAGCAAACGACAAGAUUCUGCAGAAUAGCUGACUUGUUUGUAGCCAAAACUAUAUUUUAUGAGCACUUUGUUGACUCGCGUUGAAGGUCGGUUUCUACUUCACAAUUCUGUAUCAUAGUGUGUCAAUCUGAUGCGUGGGGAAAUUAAUGAAACGGUGUAUUCUAACGGUGCCAGUGUGAAUUUUUAUUUCUGAAUUUUAAAGCUCGUUUGUGACUUUUUAAAUAAAAGAACCUCACACUUG